Danio rerio (zebrafish) is the source of this 982-nucleotide messenger RNA. It is a transcript of the gene fahd1, whose product is annotated as FAH domain containing oxaloacetate decarboxylase 1. The record is from RefSeq and is marked provisional. Gene Ontology annotation, molecular function: catalytic activity; acylpyruvate hydrolase activity; oxaloacetate decarboxylase activity. NCBI's taxonomy places the organism in Eukaryota, Metazoa, Chordata, Actinopteri, Cypriniformes, Danionidae.
AAACGUAGUGUGUGUUAAUCGCAAUAAACGACUUAAAGUGAAUGUCAUGUCGAGCUUAUCAUUUUUCUCAUUGUUUAAAACCCGUUUGUUUUAUUCACACCAAAUUCACACUAAUAUUUGGUUCUGUACUUGUACAAACGCGUCUGUCCGCCCUCGGUUAACCAGCGUCCAAAGGUCGUUUCAACUUCCGGUCGCAGGUUGAACUCGUGUUGGACUCAGAAAUGAGCGCAAGGAAUAUUUCUCGCUUUUGGGAAUGGGGAAGGAAAAUCAUAUGCGUCGGGAGAAACUACGCAGAUCACGCAGUCGAGCUGAAAAAUGCAAUCCCUAGCGAACCCGUGCUCUUCCUGAAGCCCCCGUCCGCUUACAUUAAAGAGGGCUCCCCAAUUCUGGUGCCUUUCUACAGCAGCAACCUCCACCAUGAAGUUGAGCUGGGGGUGGUGAUUGGGAAAGGGGGAACCGCUAUACCUCAGGCUUCAGCCAUGGAACAUGUAGCCGGAUAUGUGCUUUGCCUGGAUAUGACAGCUCGGGACGUCCAGGACGAAUGCAAGUCCAAAGGUCUUCCAUGGACCCUUGCCAAAGCCUUCAACACCUCCUGUCCCAUCAGUGACUUCAUCCCCAAGGAGAAGAUCCCAGACCCUGGGAGCAUCAAUCUGUGGUUGAAGGUCAACAAUGUCCAGAAACAGAAUGGCAGCACGUCCCAGAUGAUCUUCUCCAUCCCGUAUCUCAUCAACUACAUCAGUGAGAUCAUCUCUCUGGAGGAGGGAGACCUCAUCCUCACCGGGACCCCCAAAGGAGUGUCCAGCGUCCAGGAGCAUGAUGAACUUCAGGCUGGGAUUGAUGACAUUGUGACCAUGACCUUUAAAGUGGACCGGAAAAGUUGAUGGACAGAAAAGUGUAGCCAUUGUUGAUUAUUCAUUUCAGUGAUUUUAGAAAUAUUAAAAUUGGGAAGCAUCAUGUUUAUGUUUUUUAAAUAAAAAAAAAA